GUCACUUGACACGACGGACACCAGCCUGUCUCCCACAACACCUCUGGCACUCAUGCACCCUCUGCCAAUGUGCCACCAUUGAAUGACACUCUGCCCCUAGGGGAAGGAAAAGUGUGCGUAGUCCUGCUGAGUGGAAGAAAAACUUAGCUAAAAGAUGAAGGACUAGGAGAAACAUACGUGAGCAAGUCUACAGGCUGCCACAUACAGGUUGGAGAAAUCAGAAAAAAUGUUGCAAAUCCUGGAACUGUACAGUGGAAUUGGCGGAAUGCAAGCUGCAGCCAAGGAGAGUGGGCUACCUUUCAAUGUAGUGGCCUCCUAUGAAAUCAAUCCAGUGGCUGUAGAUGUGUACUGUAGCAACUUCCCAGGCACCAGUAAGCCCCGCAACAUUCUGGGGCUCACCAUGGAAGAGCUGACUAGACUCUCUCCAGAUAUUAUCAUGAUGAGUCCGCCUUGCCAGCCAUUUACAAGACAGGGUCUAAAGCGAGAUGCAGAAGAUGCACGCUCCUCGUCCUUCCUGCAUUUGGUGGAUUUGCUGCGAAGGGUCCCACACCCUCCAAGAAUGAUCCUGCUGGAGAAUGUAGCUGGAUAUGAGACUUCCCAGACCAGAGAGCAUCUAGUGGAUAUGCUCUUCCACAGAGGAUACACAUGGCAGGAGUUCCUGUUAUCCCCCACCCAGUUUGGAGUUCCCAACUCUCGUCUGCGAUAUUACUUGCUGGCAAGGCUGUCAAUGGAAUCUUUUCCGUUCACUACUUCCCAGGAGGUGUGGACUGAUUUUCCAUUCUGCUUGUGUCUCCUGAGUGAAGCCUCUUGUGUGUCCUAUAGUAAGAUCUGCUGCAAGUGCUCAAAAUCUAUUAAACCAUCUCUCCAUUCACUAUUGCAGAAGUUUCACUCCAGUCAUCAGGAUAGUCUACAGAAUAACUCACCACUAAUGUCACUAUCACUUUCUCAUUACCUUAUUGAUGAGGUAAACUUAAAAGACUUUUUAUUACCAGAUAAGGUGUUAAAAAAAUAUCAUAUGUUAUUAGACAUUGUUAAUCAUCAGUCACAAAGAUCAUGUUGUUUUACAAAGGGAUAUGCACACUAUGUUGAAGGAACAGGAUCUGUUGUGCAACACAACAGUCAAGUUGAUAUGUCAGAGAUUUACUCAAAAGUACAGGCUCUAAGUGAUGAUGAUCAACUCAAAGUAGAAUUGCUGCAUCAACUGGAAUUGAGAUAUUUCACUCCUGAGGAAGUGGCUCGAUUAAUGUGCUUUCCAUCCUGGUUCACCUUUCCUUCCACAACAACAAGAAAGCAGAGAUACAAGCUGCUAGGGAAUAGCAUAAAUGUCUUGGUUGUAACUUGUCUGUUAUUGGUUUUAGUUGAAAAUCAAUAAACAUAUACCACUUUA
This is a messenger RNA of Portunus trituberculatus (swimming crab), 1387 nucleotides long. It is a transcript of the gene Mt2, whose product is annotated as tRNA (cytosine(38)-C(5))-methyltransferase-like. The record is from RefSeq and is a predicted model, not a curated record. The transcript has 6 exons. Gene Ontology annotation, molecular function: DNA binding; methyltransferase activity; DNA strand exchange activity. Bases 227 to 1372 code for a protein of 381 amino acids. Gene Ontology annotation, biological process: DNA recombination. Lineage: Eukaryota; Metazoa; Arthropoda; Malacostraca; Decapoda; Portunidae.